This is a messenger RNA of Dentiscutata erythropus, 239 nucleotides long. NCBI's taxonomy places the organism in Eukaryota, Fungi, Glomeromycota, Glomeromycetes, Diversisporales, Gigasporaceae. The record is from the annotation of a GenBank genome assembly.
UUGGAUGGCUUCACCGGGUCAUAAAGCCAAUAUUAUGAAUCCUUCCUUCAAACAAGCCGGUUUUGCUCCCGCCAAAGGCAACAAAAGUGCCACUGUUGCUAGCUCUCCCGCCAAAGGCAACAAAAGUGCCACUGUUGCUAGCUCUCCCGCCAAAGGCAACAAAAUUGCCGCUGUUGCUGGCUCUAAAUCGAAUUCUCUGAAUGGCAAAAAAAUUAUUGUUGUCCCCUCAAAAAAAAAUA